AAAGAAUAAAAGAACAAUUUAUAUUUUAUUUAUAUUUUUGUAAUUUUUUCACUCAUUCGCUGUCUCCUUUUUCAAAAGAAGAAACUGAAUCCUUCACUCUGUUGAGACUUGGAAGCUUAGUAAUACAAAAUCGCAUGCCAUGGACGCUUUCAGGAAACAAGCUAGCAAGCUAAGAGACCAAGUUGCCAAACAGCAACAGGCUGUAAUUAAACAGUUCAGCGGUAGCGGUUACGAGAGCUCAGAUGUUGUGGUCAUUGAUGAGGUUGAAUUGCAGAGACAUCAACAUAUGGAGAAGUUGUACAGAGCUACCCGUGCCGGCAGGGAUUUCCAAAAAGAAAUUGUUAAAGCAGCAGAAACAUUUACGGCUAUAGCUUAUAAGCAUAUUGAAACAGGAACAAAACUUUCUGAGGAGUGCUGUAGAUACGGAGCAGAGAACAACAGUGACAACAUAUUGGCUAAAGCAGCAUCAGUUUAUGGCGAUGCUCGCAAGCAUGUAGAAAAGGAGCACGAAGAAUUGAACCGGCUUUUAUCUUCCCAGGUUUUGGAUCCUUUGAGACAAAUGAUCAUCGGCCCACCUUUGGAGGAUGCUCGUCAUCUUGCUCAGCGGUAUAGUCGGAUGAGACAAGAAGCAGAGACACAAGUAAGUCAUUGUUUGGAAUGAAUUUGCAAUCUCUAU
Lathyrus oleraceus (garden pea) is the source of this 676-nucleotide messenger RNA. Its product is annotated as SH3 domain-containing protein 3. The transcript has 6 exons. The coding region runs from base 140 to 661 and encodes 173 amino acids. Lineage: Eukaryota; Viridiplantae; Streptophyta; Magnoliopsida; Fabales; Fabaceae. The record is from RefSeq and is a predicted model, not a curated record.